Messenger RNA from Corapipo altera (White-ruffed manakin), 2745 nucleotides. RefSeq names its product C-X-C motif chemokine receptor 5 (gene CXCR5). Bases 1357 to 2568 code for a protein of 403 amino acids. The record is from RefSeq and is a predicted model, not a curated record. Gene Ontology annotation, molecular function: C-X-C chemokine receptor activity. The transcript has 3 exons. Gene Ontology annotation, biological process: B cell activation; immune response; G protein-coupled receptor signaling pathway. NCBI's taxonomy places the organism in Eukaryota, Metazoa, Chordata, Aves, Passeriformes, Pipridae. Gene Ontology annotation, cellular component: membrane.
CAGGCUGGUCUGUCGGCCCUGUUGUUUCUGAAGAAAAGGCUUGGAAAGUUAGCGUGGCUUCGCUCUGUAGUCAUUAAAACACAGCGAAAACAAAUGUAGGAACAAAAGGCUGACCUCAGCGGGCAGGAGCUGUAACCUCCGACCGCGGCAGGCCUGGGAAUUGCCAUUCCCUUUCAGACGGCUGGCUGUUCCUUACACACAGGUCUUGACAAACCGGACCACAAUGGGAACGUGAUCUUAAAAACAGUAGCCUAAAAAUGCUGGUAAUUCGAAAACUGCUUCGCCGACAAGUUUUUGUUCAAAUGUUUUCCAAAAUAGGCACAAAAAGACAGGGAGGGAAGUUCAUUUACCCUGACAUGGCUGCUUUUAGCUUGUUCCUCACAUCUACAGCUCUCUCAGGGUGGUUGUUUAUCCACCCCCAGCAGCCAAAGGCACACCUGGGGCUGGUGGGGCCGUGUCUGCCCUCAGCCCCACUGGAAGUCUGGGGGAGUGAAUGAAAUCAAACACCACCUCCUCCUUCAGUAGACCAAGUCCCACUCUUGCUGGUACAGAGGCCUUGGUGCAGCUGUGCCCAGAGAAGAGGAGGACAAACACUGUGCUUGUGGAACCACUUCAGCUCUUCACAGAGGAAAAGCUUCCUGCCAAAAUGCCAGCUGCAAUGCCAUCCUGCUCUGCUGACCCAGACUGGGGCUUUCUCACCAUGAAUCUGCUGCUGUAACAUCAGUGAACAAAACACACAUUCCCUUGAGCAGAGAAAAUCUUGAUUUCCCAUUUUUAUUAUCCUUUACUACCUUGUGAAAUCAAGGGGCCUUGCUUCUGUCAUGCAGCUGCCCAGCCCCUCCUGCACUUUCCUGUGCAAGCCACCUCACCCUCCCGCAAGCCCAGACGAGGGGCGAAGCAGCAGGAGAAGCAGAAGACAACCACAAAGCCACUGGGGUUAAAGCAGCCAGAAGGACCUCAAGGCAGAGGGUGAUGGUCAUAUAGACUAUACCUAUGCAUUUCACCUCCAGGUGUCUUUGAAGUCCUGCAUGGCUCCAGAGAUCCAGGAGUAUCCAGAGAUCCUGCCUGGAUCCAGGAGGUUUCUGCUGUGUUCCUUGGCAUAGAACUUUCCAAAGCCAUUCAGACCACCUGGGACAAGGACAGCCAUGGGCAACAGCCCUGGAGGUUUCCAGGGAAGCUGUAAGGAUGUUCUGAAUCUUCUCUGGUACAGAACAAAGGAAUGCGGAUUCUUCAAACUGUACUUUAAAAAUUAACUUACAGUACUAGUAAAAAGAUGAUAAAGCUAGAUGCUAAUCCUUACAUCAAUCAGGUCACUAUGCCUGGAGCUCAUUUGCCUUGCAAAUAGUCUAUUGUUACAUGCUGUGUCCCUUCCUACUCAAAUUACUAACUCCACCCCAAAAAAGAACUUCUGUUGAAACUUCUGUAGAAGAGACAGAUCCUGCUCCUGAAACCAUGGGGCCUGUCAGCUACUCAUCAGAGACCUAUGACUUGAGCCAGGUGGAACUGAGUGGCUACUAUGAAGCUGAGAACACCACCCCUUCUUUGGAGGGCUACUUUUGCUUCAACCCAGCCUCAUCAGUGGUUGGCAACCAGAGAGACCCCUUCAGAAAGGUCUUCAUGCCCCUCAUCUAUCUGUUGAUGUUCAUGUUGGGGACUGUAGGCAAUGCCCUGGUCCUGGUCAUUUUAGAGAGGUUCAAGCGCUCUCGCACCACCACGGAAAACUUCCUUUUCCAUCUCACCCUGGCCAACCUGGCACUGUUGCUUACCUUCCCAUUCAGCGUGGUAGAGAGCUUGGCUGGGUGGGUAUUUGGGAAGUUCCUCUGCAAGAUACUCAGUGCUGUCCACAAGAUCAAUUUCUACUGCAGUAGCAUGCUGCUGGGGUGCAUCGCAGUGGACCGUUACCUGGCCAUCGUCUAUGCAAUCCACACCUACCGCAAACGCAGAGCUCACUCCAUCCAUCUCACCUGCACGGCUGUCUGGCUCUGCUCACUGCUUCUGACUUUACCCGAUCUCAUCUUCAUGGAAGUCUGGACAGAUGACAGCAACCGCAGCAUUUGCUAUUUUCCAGAGGUUGGGAUCGAUGGCAACAAUGCCUGGCUGGCAACUCGCUUCCUCUACCACACUGUGGGCUUCUUUGUGCCCCUGCUGGUCAUGUGUUACUGCUACAUGGCCAUUGUCCGGGUGCUCUGUCAGUCCCAGCGCCUGCAGAGGCAGAAAGCUGUCCGUGUGGCCAUCCUGGUGACAGGAAUCUUCCUGCUCUGCUGGAGCCCGUACCACAUCGUCAUCUUCCUGAACACACUUACCAAGCUAGAAGCCUUCACCAAGAACUGCCUCCUGGAAGACCAGCUGGACACAGCCAUCAUGGUGACAGAGGCCAUUGGCUUCACACACUGCUGCCUCAACCCCAUCCUCUACGCCUUCAUUGGAGUCAAGUUCCGUAAUGACUUCUUCCGGAUCCUGCAGGAGCUUGGCUGCAUAAGCCAGGAGACCCUGCAGGAGAUCCUGGAGGUGACAAGGAAGAGUAGCGGGAUUGAUUCUGACAACACCACCUCCAUCUCCACCUUCUAGCUGGAAAAGGCUGCCUGCAAGACAGAACUGGCCUAGGGCUUUCCUUCCUAGUGGCGUACUUGCUGUGGUCUCAGUUACAAGUUUCACAAGCAUCCCCACCACUUUUCUUUGCUCCUCAGGAAACAGGUCCAAUAGCCACCGAACACCCGAAUCCCAUCAGAUACCUUGCCUGGCUCC